AUGAGAGGAGAGACAGGUUUUGUAGGUUUGCCGGGACUGUCGGGAGGCAAAGGCGACCCCGGCUUUUACGGAAUACCUGGUAUUGUGGGCGCAAAAGGAGAACGAGGAGUACCAGGUGUGCCGUCUUGGGAGGGCAGUAGAGGCGAUGCGGGCGAUGCAGGUCUACCCGGGAUCUCUGGUUUGCCCGGACAAAGGGGUGACGACGGUUACUCCGGUCAACCGGGAUUUGUGGGUCCAAUUGGCGAUCGAGUCACAAUAACAGGAGAACCCGGAAGACCGGGUUAUUCGGGCAGAGAUGGAUGGCCCGGACAAAAGGGACUGCCAGGUGAUCCAGGUCUAGACGGAAUUCCUGGUUUACCCGGCUUUCCGGGACAUUUACACGCCGGUAAUAUAGGAGAGCGCGGAGACGUUGGUUUUGAUGGGUUCCCCGGAAUUGAUGGCAUUCCAGGCUUAAAAGGGAUGUCAGGAUUUCCAGGUCUAUCAGGACUAAAGGGACAAAUUGGUGAACCUGGCUAUCCUGGACCUCCUAUAUUCCCAGGAGAAAAAGGAUUCCCCGGAAUGAAUGGAUUGCCGGGAAUGCCAGGCAUGAAAGGUGAUUAUGGUGAUUUUGGUCUUUUGGGAUAUCCCGGAACCAAAGGUGACAGAGGAGACAACGGAUUGUCAGGAUUGCCAGGAAUUGAUGGAAUUCCAGGAUUAGCCGGAGACGCCGGACUGAAGGGAGAUUCACCAGAAUUGGGUCAUUUGGAACUGACGAGAGGAGAACCAGGCUUACCAGGUCAUCAUGGUCCUAUGGGCGACCCUGGUUUGGACGGCUAUCCAGGCGUUGUGGGUAAUCCCGGAUACCAAGGAAAUCCUGGAAUCCCUGGCUUCCCGGGUCUUCCCGGAAGGGAAGGAAUUCCGGGACCGGUCGGUGAUUUCGGUUCUCCGGGAGCUGAGGGAACAGUUGGCCGCAAAGCUCCUUCGAUCGGAUAUUUUUUUACGAGACACAGUCAGACAACAACUGCACCCCAAUGUCCCGAUAAAACAGACGUCUUGUGGUCCGGCUAUUCAUUGCUAUAUAUUAUGGGUAACGAAAGAGCUCACGGCCAGGACUUGGGAAGUCCUGGUAGUUGUUUGCGACGGUUCAGUACAAUGCCGUAUAUGUUCUGUAAUCUCAACAAUGUGUGUCAUUUUGCCUCAAGAAAUGAUUAUAGCUAUUGGUUGAGUACAGCAGAGCCGAUGCCAAUGGCUAUGACACCCAUAUAUGGCAGAGAUAUACAAAAGUUCAUCAGUCGAUGCAGUGUUUGUGAAUCAGCGACACAAGUGAUUGCCAUUCACAGCCAGAGUAUGCAUAUUCCCGACUGUCCUAAUGGUUGGGAUGGUCUGUGGAUAGGAUAUAGUUUUUUCAUGAACACGGAUGCGGGUGCAGAAGGUAGUGGUCAACCGCUAUCAUCUCCGGGCUCUUGUCUGGAAGACUUCAAGCCUAACCCAUUCAUUGAAUGUCAGGGACACGGAAAGUGUAAUUAUUAUACCACUGCCUAUAGCUUCUGGUUGGCGACCAUUGAUCACAACCAACAGUUCAGAUCACCCGACUCUCAGACACUCAAGUCAGGAGAUCUCAUCUCAAAGGUGUCGCGCUGUCAGGUCUGUAUCAGAAGAGCUGUUCCCAUACGAAGACAACGUCCCAUCAAUAGAGGCGUUCCCGUCAAGAAGUGAUACAUUAGUCUAUUUAAUUCACUGCCAUUUAAAUAAAUAAAUUCGUUUUUAAUUUAUUAUAAUUUAUAAACUAAAUAAAUUAUAUAAACAAUUGCUUUUCAAUGAUUACUAAUCUAUAAAAAUGAAAUGUUGUGUAAAUUAUUGUUAUUAUAUAUACUUUUUAAUUCUGUAUUCAUUUAAAUUACAAAUUUUGAAAUAAGACUAC
Molecule: messenger RNA, 1900 nt
Organism: Medioppia subpectinata
Lineage: Eukaryota; Metazoa; Arthropoda; Arachnida; Sarcoptiformes; Oppiidae
Source: the annotation of a GenBank genome assembly